Messenger RNA from Chironomus riparius, 1396 nucleotides. The record is from the annotation of a GenBank genome assembly. Lineage: Eukaryota; Metazoa; Arthropoda; Insecta; Diptera; Chironomidae.
UGUUCAAAUUUUGAUACUGAAAAUUCUUAACAUUUGUUUACAAAAUGAAUUGCGAACUCUGCAAAUCUCACGAGUUUAAAUACACAUGUCCACGAUGCAACAUCAAGUACUGCUCAUUAGACUGCUACAAGUCUGAAAAUCACAGUCAAUGUUCAGAGGCAUUUUAUAAGGAAUGUGUAGUGAAUGAGCUUAAAAAUCGUAAAGAUGAUCCAGAGGAUAAGAAAAGAGUAAUGGAUAUGCUUCAAAGGAUAGAGAAUGAGGAAGAUUUUGAAGAUAUAGACUCUGAUGACAGCUUUGAGGGCGAUUUAGGUGAUCGUUUGGAUGGAAUCGACUUGAAUAAUGCCGAUGCAGUUUGGGACAAAUUGACAAAAGAUGAGAAAGAGGAAUUUAAAAGUAUUGUCUAUAAUGGAGAAAUUGAGAAUAUCGUUGAGCCUGUUGAUCUUUGGUGGAAACAGAAGUUAGACGUUAAGCCAGUCGUAGACAUUGAAGUAAAUGAGAAGGAACUGAAUGGCAUUAUUGAGAAAUGUCCAAAUGUUCUGGAUAAUAUAAAGGAUUUCUCGAAGAUAUCAACAAAGAAGCCAGCACAAUGCAUAACUUAUAAUAUAGCCAAUAUCAUAGGAACUUACUGCUACAUAUAUCGAUUCUAUAAUGCCGACCACAACAGUUAUGAGCUUGAAGCAACAAACAACUUCAUCAGCAUUUGUGAUAAUCUUAAAGCUAAUGUCAAUUAUGACAGUUUAACAUUAGCUGUUGAUUCCAUUGUGCUCAACUGUCACAACUCUAAUUUACAAGCUGAUUUAAAUACCAAAAAUGCUUUAAUUGAAGAUGUUCAGGACAUUUUUGAUGGUCCAACAGUAAAUUCUAAUCAAUAUCUAUUAUCAGCACUAAGUGACAUAAUUAAUCUCUUUGAGCAUGCACGGCAUAAAUAUAAGCAAUCCAAAACAAGACAUAAAUCCAAUAAGAAUUCAAAGACAUUUUCAUUAGAAUUUCCAGCGAAUGUUGAAAGCAGCCAAAGUUAUCCUGAAUUAAGCAAUCAAACACACUUUACUGGAUGUGUGAAAAAGUUAGAAUUUUAUUUAUCAUUUCUGAGGCAUUCUUACAAUUCAUCUGAAUGGAAAAUUGAUGUUGUGUGAUGGAGGGUUUGUGGAAAACAGCUGUUUUUGAAAAACAGUUGUUUUCGAUUUUUGAUCUAUAAAAACAGCUAUUUUUCUAGAAUUCAAAAUAAACUGAGUUAUCCAAAGUGUUACUCUAAGAUAAUGAAACUUUUUGGUGGUUAAAAGCAGUUAAGCAUACAUUAUAGAGCUAAGCAGGGGCGUAGCCAGAAAAUUUUUAAGGGGGGGAGGCAUUUUCGAAAAUUAAAAAACCGUUAUUUUGUAUCCUUAAAUCUAUAUUCAUU